Molecule: messenger RNA, 1107 nt
Organism: Saccostrea cuccullata (small rock oyster)
Lineage: Eukaryota; Metazoa; Mollusca; Bivalvia; Ostreida; Ostreidae
Exons: 3
Coding region: 74-655 (193 amino acids)
Source: RefSeq, a predicted model, not a curated record
UGAACGUGGCGGUGUCCCCCAGAUUCUUGCAAGGAGUCAAAAUAACGCAGUAGGAAUUCAGUUCAAUGUUAAGAUGGCUUGGGUUACAUUCAACAGCCCUCUUUGGAAAAGAGAAAUUGUCCAAGACAAAGUAAAACCCCUUCCUUCGAUGAAAAAGAGAAGAAAAAUGGAAUCAGGAUUUAUAAACGACGGAAUCAACACAAAAUUCACUACCAACCGCAGAAAGCCUAUCAUACCACCCUACAACGCCAUGCAGGACCGCUAUGCGCAGGCGUACUUCCAGUCUCCAUUCGUAAAGGCCAUGAUGGAGAGGAAUUCUCAACUUAAGGAAUUGCAACAAAGCCAGGAAAAUGCUAGGAACUUAAACAAGUUGAGCCACAGGUAUCGCUGUAAACGUACUCCAACAGUGGAGGAAAUUCGGGCUAGAGAGCAGACGUUUGUCAAUGACGCCAUUAUUACGGAAAGAAAACGCACAAAAUACAAGGACAUCAUCCCCGUGUACAACGCGUCACAUGAUCGCCAUUGCCUGGGAUACUUCAAAAGACCGGAUGUGAAACAUCUGAUUAGCAUAACUUGUACACCAACUGGUUCGUUCAGUUUUGACAGUAAAUUUAAGAAUCCCAGACGACCAAAACUAAGGGCUUCGGUUGCUUAAAUGAACUGUGACCUGAUAGUAUAUAAUGCAGAUCUUACCUUUCUGUGAUAAAUAUUUUGGUUGUGAUGUUAGUGUCAAAAAUAAUAUUUCUGUGUACAGGGAAGACUUUCACCCCAGUUUCCUUUUCGUUUUAAAUGAGCAAAUAAAAACGAGGCAAAUUUAAAGAAAACGCUUUGACUUUUAAGGGACUCCGACCCUCAGCCAGGAAGGACAACUCUUUAAUUUAUAAUUUGAUUCAAAAAGUCUUUAAAUGAAGCUUGAAAAUUAAAUAUUUUCAUGCAACAAUUUUCAUUAUAUGCCUCUCAAUGUGCUUCAAGGUUCUUUGCAAAGCUCUAUAAAUUACUUCUAAUUUCAUAUCAUGUUAAUAAACAUUGGUAUCUAAAAUUGCUUUUUCGGGAUAAAGAUUUCUACUUUUAAUUAGACCUUUAUUAGAAGUUUAAAGAACCUUGAAG